AUGGGCAGAAAGAAAAUUCCAAUAGCUAAAAUUGAAGACAGACAAUAAAGAAAUAUUACUUUUCAUAAAAGAAAGAUAGGAUUGCUGAAGAAGGCAUACGAGUUGGCUUCUUUGUGUGGUGUGUAGAUUUAUAUGGCAUUCAAUGAUUUAUAGGGAAAUGCCAUUCAUUUUAGAACUGAAGAGUUGAAUUAGAUAGAAAACAACGAUAAGAAGAAGUAUUUAUUGACUCCAAAGGAUUACCCAAAAUUCAUUACUCGAUCAAAGACUAAAGUUAAUGCUCAGCUUAAAGAUUUGCCUAUCACUCCGUUGAAAUUAAUCACAGACAUAAUGAUAAGCGAGGAGCCAUUAUACUCUCGAUAUUCAGUUCUAAGUAGACAAUUUUUCCCAAUUCCUCAGCCGAAAAGCAAUAAACCUAAAAAUGAAAAUAACACAUGA
Molecule: messenger RNA, 435 nt
Organism: Paramecium tetraurelia
Lineage: Eukaryota; Ciliophora; Oligohymenophorea; Peniculida; Parameciidae
Exons: 4
Biological process (GO): regulation of transcription by RNA polymerase II
Molecular function (GO): protein dimerization activity; RNA polymerase II cis-regulatory region sequence-specific DNA binding; DNA-binding transcription factor activity, RNA polymerase II-specific
Source: RefSeq, a predicted model, not a curated record